Molecule: messenger RNA, 3967 nt
Organism: Sitodiplosis mosellana (orange wheat blossom midge)
Lineage: Eukaryota; Metazoa; Arthropoda; Insecta; Diptera; Cecidomyiidae
Gene: stl
Product: A disintegrin and metalloproteinase with thrombospondin motifs adt-1
Exons: 19
Coding region: 477-3884 (1135 amino acids)
Biological process (GO): proteolysis; extracellular matrix organization
Cellular component (GO): extracellular matrix
Molecular function (GO): metalloendopeptidase activity
Source: RefSeq, a predicted model, not a curated record
CGUUUUUCUGACUCUUCGAUUCACUUUCCGUUGGUCACUCGCCCACUACGCGUUUAUAUUACAUCUGCAAAAUUCGUAUAUAUCUUUUUGCGCCGACGAAAUGAUACGCAUCGAAAAAAAUUAUCAUGUGAAAAAAAUGAAACAUAUUUAGACGAAAUGCAAGAGAAAUGGUAAGUCAAGUGAAUGAAUGAACGCUCCAAUCGAAGAUGGCAUCAAAGGUUCUGGCAGAAGAAAGUUUGAACGCGUCACUCCAAUUGCAUGAACAACAUCAUAAUCAUCAUCUUCAUCGAAGUAAUACUCUGAUGAUAGUAGACUGUGAAAAAUAGACUGUGAAACGACAAUUAAAUGCUAAAUAAAAAAUUGUAAUAGAAAAAGAGCGUAUGAUUUUCGAAAGAUCCCGAAUGGAAUGAGUGAUUAGGCGAAUAAGCGUUUUCGUAACCAUUCCCUCUAGUAAAACAUCGACAUAUCGAUUAAAAAUGUGCCUACUGCAUAUGAUGACGGUUGGCACGCAUUUGUUGAUACUAUUUAUUGCGUUGUUGGAAAAUUUCAAAUUGGCCACCGCUUAUCAUAUCAGCGUCGAGCCACAAGCAACGCUCAACUACAAUGGACACAUCAUUAAUUCCGAAAAUCUGCACACAUUUUUAGACAAUCAUGAGAAACAGUUGCUGUUCGGAUUGAAUCAUCAGCACAUUCAAAAGAAACCAUACAAACUCGUAAAUGUGAAGCAUAAAUUGAGGAAUCAACGGUCCGUGCAAGAUGUCAUUCAUUUGCGAUUAAACAGCGAUGAUGUGCUGGAUAUCAACCAUUGUCGAUCAAAUUCAAGCGAUUGUGUGCGAGAUCGUGACGGCGGUGGCAUUGAUUUGCAUCUGCAACGAUCGAAUAAGCUGCUAGACGAUAAUUUUGUAUUUAUCAAACGCGAUGAAAAUCAAACACAGCUCAUCGACGAUUUCGAUAAAUUAGCGGAGAGAUACUCGAAUUGCUUCUAUCGCAAUCAAAACUCAGCCAUUGACUUAUGCGAUGGUAAUGUGCGCGGGAUUUUAUAUCAAAACUCGCGAAAUCUUAUAAUCCAUCCGUUGCCCACACGCUUUGGCAGCGCUUCACAUAUUUUAUAUGAAAGUGAAUUGCCUGCAGGCAUUUUGAACGAUGACAGACUUCAGGACGAUAUAAAAAGACGAAGACGACGACAACGAAUUCAAACCAAUGAAGAUGAUGAGCACAAAAUUCCCAAGCAUUUAAAGCGCACCAGACGCUAUAUUACAUCUGGUUCCAAUCGAAAAGUUCCACAUGUGUUAUUCAUUGAGACGGCAAUUUUUGUGGAUCGGGACCUUUUUCGACACAUGGUCAAAAAUUACCCAAAAAAUACGGAAGGAAAUCUUAUUCGCUUCGUUAUGGCCAUGAUCAAUGGUGUUCAAUUGCUAUAUCAUCACCCUUCACUAGGGCAUCAGAUCAAUUUUAUACUAAAACGCUUGGAAAUUCUACACAAUGAUCCAAAAGAGCUGCGCCGCUCCAGCGAUAUUGAUAUAUUUUUGAAUAGCUUCUGUAUGUGGCAACGCAAAUUCAAUCCGGUUGCCGACGAUAACAUUUUCCACUUUGACCACGCGGUUAUUUUAACAGGUCUCGAUCUGUAUGUUGUGAGUAAAAAUGGGAAAAUAAGCAGUCAAGUUGUUGGUUUAGCUCCAGUUGCCGGAAUGUGCACGUCAACAUCAAGCUGCACUAUCAACGAAGGCAAACAUUUCGAAAGUGUUUUCGUGGUUGCUCACGAAAUUGGUCACAAUUUGGGUAUGCGUCACGAUACCGCCGAAAAUAAUUGUGAUCCAAGCUUGUUUAUAAUGUCACCGACAUUGGGCAGUGGCAAAAUCACAUGGUCCAAAUGCUCUUUUAGCUAUUUAAAGUCAUUUUUAGAAACUAGUCAAGCGAAAUGUUUGUUUGAUCAUGGGCAAGCCGAUCCAACGCUGGAUCAUGGAGCUGAAAUGAUUUAUCCAGGAGAGCGUUUCGAUGCAGACCAACAAUGUAUGCUUAAGUAUGGAAAAGAUUCGAUACGAUCACGAGCACAGCCACUCAAAGAGAUUUGCCGCGAUUUACACUGCCAGAGAGAUAGAUACACAUGGACCUCACAUCCGGCGCUGGAAGGUACAAGCUGCGCGGAAUCGAAAUGGUGUCGAAGCGGUGUUUGUGUUCUGAAAACAGCAGCAUUCGAAAAAUAUACCGCUAUUACAAAGCCACUAGUAUCAGAUACGUCUGAGAAAUCGAAUUUAAUUGAUGACCGAAAAUUUAGCAAUUUGAUGAAAUCAGAGCAUACGAUAAGUCGGCCAACUCUGGUAAAUUAUGAAGAGGGAGAGGAUGAGGAAGAUGAAAAGGAGGAAAAUGAUAUCGAAAUAUCGACAUGGAGCGAGUGGUCAAAACCGAGUGACUGUGAAUCUGGAUGUUUGUUUGGCGAAACAGGACGACUUAGAGAAGGAAGCUCCGGCUUGAAAACAUUCCGACGUACAUGUCAUGAUUAUAGAUGGUCGCGAAAAAAGUGCUUCGGAAUGGAUAAAAAGUUUGAGACAUGCUUUUCGAAACAGUGCUACAAUGUGCCGCGAACGAGUGUUUUGGACUUUGCAAAUCAGAUAUGCGAGCGAGCAAAAAAGUUUGAUUCGAAUAUAUUGGGCGAAGGAUUGCAAGUGGUUAGUGAGAAUCCAGAGCAUUCUUGUCGUGUGUACUGUACCGGCAAAAAUGGGAAGCCGGUGACAAAAAGUUGGACAUUCCCUGAUGGUACAAUCUGUAGAAAUCAAAACACCGACAUCGACGAUAGCAGCUUCUUCUGCGUGAAUGGGCGAUGUGAGAAAUUUUCCUGCGACAAUACAACGAGCAAUUACUUCACAUUGGAUCCGUCGCUUUGUGCUCAUAACGCGGUAAACGCAAAAUUGACAAAGAAUGUAACAAGCAGUGAAGUAAUUGAUACGGGUCGCGAUUUAAAGAAUGUGGACAAAAUGCGACCGUCAGCCGCAAGUUUGGUUCAACGUUACACAAGAAAUGAUCCCGAAUUGCCCAAGCCAAUUCGACCGCCAAACAAUUUCCAGAAAUCCAAACUAAAUCGGAUUCGUUCAAGUUCUCUGCGGCAAAAUCGAAUCGAACAGCAGCACAAUCAUACGAUAUUUUCAGCAGAUGAUUGGAUCGUGAAGUCAGGAUGCCAUUUCAGUUGUAUUCAAAAUUCAAUGGGCGUUCAAAUUAUUUCAUCAAAAUCCGACCAUUCGACUAACAUUCAACUUUGUCACGCUGAAUUCAUUUCAUGCGAUAAAAUCGAAAUGACUCAAGAGUUUGCAACAAAUCUGUGCAAAAAAUAUCAGCGAAAAGUGCGAGGUUUGUCUGGAAAUGGGAUGCAAAUCGCUCCAAGUUCAAUUGAUCCAGAUCGUGGCUGCAAAGUUGCGUGCCAAGACGAAUACCUACAGCAUCGUUUCUAUUUGGUGAACGGUGACCAAGGCUUCUUUCCAUUCGGUACAAAGUGUUCACGUAAUGCAGCCAAUGACAAUCGCUACUGUGUCAAUGGAAAAUGCUUACAAUUCGAUCAAAGAAAUAUUCCACUUGUUGAAUCACACAUUAGCCUAGCGCUGUACAGAUCACGUCGCUCCUCACAUUCAGACAAAGCAAUAGCACCAACUAAUGAUGACGAUACUGAUGUCCAAAGCACCGAACGAAUCAAAAGAAAUUUCUUAUUUUUCGAACCGGUUAAUAUAACGGAACGACUAUCAAAGGAUUUGUUACAGAACAUCGUAAAAAAUUUAGUGUUUACGACGUCAUCCGUACAAGAAGAGCAAUUGAAUGAGCAACAGCUUGAUUUGACAAAUCCAAUACACAUAUCAUUAGAUGAAAUCCAUAAUAAUUUAAACAAUAAGCUAAGUUAGUUGGUUUUGAGCAGACAUACGAUGAUUGUUCGCUAGAGCAUUUUUUUAAAAUAAAACAAACAAAUCACAAUGAUUUAUUUUCC